AUGUCUUUCAAAAUACACCCUUUCCCAACGAAUCGCAACGUUAAGGAGCAAGUUGAGCUCUGCAUGCCACGCAGCCUUAGUUAUAUUAACAAUCUGUACCAGAACACACAACUGGUAGAAGGCUUUGGUGAGCGAAGAACCCACAAUACAUUUGCAAAAGAUCAGCAGGGAUCGAAACAUCUUCCCAGAACCCAAAGCACAGCAAAUACCAGCUGUGACCCUCAACUAAGGCCCAUCAUGCGCAGGAGAACCAAGUCUCUGCCCAGCUCUCCUGAAAGGAAGAUUGCCACCAAGUGCCAUCCAAGAUGUCACAGAGUGAGGUUUGCGGAUUCCCUUGGCCUAGAGCUGGCAGAGGUCAAAGUUUUUAAUGCUGCGGAUUACCCAUCCAUCCCUCUGCAUGUUCUCUCCAGGCUUUCGAUUAACUCCGACCUAUGCUGUAGCCAGGACUUGGUGUUUGCCAUACAGUUCCUGCAGCCAGACUUCCAAUCUCCAGCCGAAAGUGAAGGCUUCACCGAGCGCCUGCAGAGAAACAGCGUCUGCCUGGAACAUGUUGUGAGCUCAGAGGAACUGGGCAUCUCUGGGACAAUCAGAGUUGUGAACCUGGCAUUUGAAAAAUACGUCUCAGUCAGGUAUUCAUUUACAGACUGGAAAACCUAUUAUGAAGUCAGCGCAACUUGGAAGAAGUCCAAAGAUGCGAGCUCGGAUGUAUUUUCAUUUGGAAUACCACUUCCCCCUUACCUCCAGCACAUAUGUUCAGCGGUACAAAUAGCGAUCAGGUACCAGGCUGCAGGUAAAGAAUACUGGGACAACAACGAGGGCAAAAACUACAGCUUUACAUACAAGAGUCAUGUGUUAAAAAUGCCCAGAGACAUGGAGCAGAGCUGGAUUCAUUUCAUCUAA
Pelobates cultripes (western spadefoot toad) is the source of this 900-nucleotide messenger RNA. Lineage: Eukaryota; Metazoa; Chordata; Amphibia; Anura; Pelobatidae. The record is from the annotation of a GenBank genome assembly.